GAGCCCGGUGUGCAACGAAGAGCUGCAAUCUCGGCAGUCGGUGUGUGCAGGGUGUGCAACAAAGUGGAAUAUAGAAAAGUCUUCCCUUCACAUGCGCCAUCUGCUACAUUUUCAGGUCACGGCUUUAGAGACGGAGUACCCACGCCUGUGUAGAAGACCGUAGUCGAUCGACAAGUGCACACUUGAGCACCAGCUGAUCUGUCCCGCUGAAUUACCACACACUGUGAAUUACCCAACACUUCUCUGAAUUGUUCAUAGCGUUCAACAGUGUUCAAUGUGGUGUCUGGCAGGGCGCUAGCCAUUUAAUAGCCUUGCUCGUAUUUGUACACGUUACAAGAUGAUGCGUAUUGGUAACAGAAGAUCAGGAUCUCGACAACGGUCUCUGCGUCAGUGAUUCAAUCUGAAUAUAAUGCCGCUCGCUACGGUGACAGUGCCCUGGAGCGAACUCCAGGCACCCGAGAAGUAGAACCUGGUCACCGAACAGCGCCUAGCUUCACCUGAAUCUUUUACUUACUUCAACAAUGGAUGAAUCAUAAUCAUUACUUCGGUAGGGGUCCUGGACAUCGUGAUAAAUCACUGGUUACUCGCUUCUGUCCCAUCAUCGUCAGUAUACACAACCUGUGUUGCUUCUAAUUGAAAGAAGAUUCAAAUUCUAAUUACAGCAACAAUCCGAGAUUUUGCCGGCUAUUGAGGAAACCAUGAGCUUGCAGGGUGACGCACACGAAUCGCGUUGUAAUAGUUAUGCCGAAACCCAUGAGAUUGAACUCAGAGAGGUGUCGCGGGAUGGAUAUGACAAGGCGUAUCCUGCUCAAUUUGAACUCCUCAAGGUUCUGGGUCAAGGAUCUUUCGGCAAGGUGUUUUUGGUACGAAAAGUUGUUGGCAAGGAUGGUGGAAGUCUCUAUGCUAUGAAAGUUUUGAAAAAAGCCACUCUAAAAGUUCGUGAUCGGGUAAGGACCAAAAUGGAACGAAACAUUCUUGUAGACGUCGAACAUCCUUUCAUAGUGAGGUUACAUUAUGCCUUUCAAACCGAAGGGAAACUCUAUCUUAUUCUGGAUUUUCUGCGCGGCGGUGAUCUAUUCACCAGAUUGUCUAAAGAGGUGAUGUUCACAGAAGAAGAUGUGAAGUUCUAUUUAGCCGAACUUGCCCUUGCGCUAGGCCAUAUUCACAAUCUCGGCAUUAUCUACAGGGAUCUUAAGCCAGAAAACAUAUUACUGGACGCCGAUGGACACAUCUCCCUGACGGAUUUUGGAUUGAGCAAGCAGCCCCUCGAUGACACCAAGACUUAUUCCUUUUGCGGCACGGUCGAGUACAUGGCCCCGGAAGUUGUAAAUCGCAAGGGGCAUUCGUUUGCUGCGGACUGGUGGAGUUUUGGCGUUUUAAUGUUCGAGAUGCUUACCGGUGCCCUUCCUUUUCAAGGAGCCAACCGUAAGGAAACAAUGACACAAAUAUUGAAAGCAAAAUUGGGAAUGCCACAUUACAUAUCAACGGAAGCCCAAGCUCUGCUUCGUGUUUUAUUUAAAAGAAACCCUGCGAACAGGCUUGGAUCCGGUGGCGUCGAGGAGAUCAAGAGUCACAUGUUCUUUGCAUCGAUAGAUUGGGGGGCGUUGUUCGAAAAGAAAGUGAAACCACCUUUCAAGCCUGCUGUCAGUAGAGAAGACGAGGCAUUUUAUUUCGAUAGUGAAUUUACAUGCAAAACCCCAAAAGAUUCACCAGGAGUCCCGCCCAGCGCUAAUGCUCAUGAGCUGUUUCGAGGGUUUAGCUUUGUCGCUCCAUGCUUACUAGACGAACGUACAAAAACGUCGCCGACGACCCCGACAGUGUCAAUGUCUCCACCGCCAUUGACAGUGGUCGGUACCGGUGAAUCGCAGUGCAACGCUUUACCUGGCCACAUAAAUCGAGCCGCCAUCACCGACGAAUACGAUUUGAAAGAAGCUAUCGGUAGGGGUAGCUACAGUAUUGUUUAUCGCGCUGUGCACAGGGGUACGCGAGUCGAGUAUGCUGUAAAGGUGAUUGACAAGUCGAAGCGGGAUCCCUCCGAAGAGGUCGAGAUACUACUACGGUACGGAAGGCAUCCUCACAUUGUGUCUUUGCGAUCGGUACACGAAGACGAGGGACGCGUAUAUCUUGUACUUGAGUUACUGCGGGGAGGCGAGUUACUCGAUCGCAUCCUCGAACGGCGUAACCUCACCGAACGGGAAGCUGCCGAAGUAACGCAUACAAUUGCCGAUGUGGUACAUUAUCUUCACGAGAAUGGGGUGGUCCAUCGGGAUUUGAAACCGUCAAACAUACUGUACGCGAAGGAAGGCAGUGAUCCGACAUCUCUUUGUAUAUGCGACCUGGGUUUUGCUAAGCAAUUACGUGCAGAAAAUGGUCUAUUAAUGACGCCUUGCUACACUGCGAAUUUCGUUGCCCCUGAAGUGCUGAAGCGGCAGGGCUAUGACGCCGCUUGCGACAUAUGGUCACUCGGCGUCCUUCUUUACAUCAUGCUGUCUGGGUGUACUCCGUUUGCGAAUAGUUCCGGGGAUAGUGCCACGGAAAUACUUGAUCGGAUAGGGCCAGGGCUGGUGGAUGUUGAAACAGGAGCAUGGACUGUGGUUUCAAGCGAGGCGAAAGAACUGGUCCGAAGAAUGUUACACUUGGAUCCAGCCAAGCGGCCUACCGCAUCGGGAAUCUUGCAGUAUCCCUGGAUAGCAAAUCGACACAGGCUUCCUCACAAGGUCCUACCUCCGGUAACUAGGGACCUUCGUACAUUGAAGAGCGCUGUCGCAGCAACCUACAAAGCUAUAUCCAGUAGUCCCCGAUCACCGCACAUCGGCCCCAUUGUACUAUCCGAACUUGCACGCCGUCGAACCCAGACUAAACCGAUGAUGCACGUCGGUAUUUCCAAUACUAACAUGCAUAAAUGAUAUUGAACAAGUAUCGAAUAUAAUACAUAUAUUUUUAGCAGAGGUAAUUCAGUAAUUUGAGAAAAAACCCCGUUCAUGAAAUGUAAACUCUGCAAAAUAUCGACGAAAUAAAUUCUUACUAUCUAAAAUGAA
Messenger RNA from Neodiprion virginianus, 3038 nucleotides. It is a transcript of the gene S6kII, whose product is annotated as ribosomal protein S6 kinase 2 beta. Bases 699 to 2906 code for a protein of 735 amino acids. The record is from RefSeq and is a predicted model, not a curated record. The transcript is spliced from 14 exons. Gene Ontology annotation, biological process: intracellular signal transduction; protein phosphorylation. Gene Ontology annotation, molecular function: ATP binding; magnesium ion binding; ribosomal protein S6 kinase activity. Lineage: Eukaryota; Metazoa; Arthropoda; Insecta; Hymenoptera; Diprionidae.